AUAUGCCUCCACCUCACCUGCACUCAUCUCCCACUCCCACUUUCUCCUCUCCAUCAUGGCGAGGCUCAUCGUAACCACCCUCUUCCUCCUCCUCACGGAGCUCUUCUCCCUCCUUCCCUCCUCCUUUGCCUGCCCUUACUGCCCUAAACCAACUCCUCCUACCCCACCACACCACAGGCACCACCCCACGCUCCCCCCCAAGCACCCCCCUAAGGUGAAGCCCUUCCCCCACCCCAAACCCAAACCCAAACCAAAACCAAAACCCAAACCGCCGGUCGUCGGCCCACCCAAACCCCCUCCGGUAGUCCAGCCUCCACUGCCACCCAUCAUCCCACCCAAACCUUCACCCCAUGUCAAGCCUCCAAUGCCUCCAAAAGUGAAACCUCCGCCCUACGUUAAACCCCCAGUAGUCCGGCCUCCACUGCCGCCUGUGGUCAAGCCGCCGCCCGUCGUCAAGCCGCCGCCCGUCGUCAAGCCACCGAUCGUGAAGCCACCACCCGUCGUCAAGCCGCCGCCUGUCGUGAAGCCACCGCCGGUGGUCAAGCCGCCGCCUGUAAAGCCACCACCCGUGGUCAAGCCGCCGCCUGUCGUUAAGCCGCCGCCCGUGGUCUACCCGCCUCCCAUCAUCACGCCGCCGGCGCCGCCUGUCGUUAAGCCACCACCCGUGGUCUACCCGCCUCCCAUCGUCACGCCGCCGGCGCCGCCUGUCGUGAAGCCACCACCCGUGGUCUACCCACCGCCCGUCGUCCCGCCGCCGGCGCCGGCGCCGGCGCCGCCUGUCGUGAAGCCACCACCCGUGGCCAAGCCACCGCCGCCGAAAGGCGAGGUGCCGUGCCCACCGCCACCGCCGCCUCCGACGCCGCCGGCGGCGAAGACGUGCCCGGUGGACGCGCUGAAGCUGGGUGCAUGCGUGGACUUGCUAGGGGGUUUGGUGCACAUUGGCAUCGGGAAGGAGGCCAAGGCCACGUGCUGCCCAGUGGUGCAAGGGCUGGCGGAUCUGGACGCAGCCCUGUGCCUGUGCACGACCAUCAGAGCCAAGCUGCUCAAUAUCAACAUCGUGCUGCCGAUUGCGUUGGAGCUGCUGAUCGGGUGUGGGAAGCACCUGCCACCCGAUUAUCAGUGCCCUGCACCUGCCUAAAUAUAUAAAUACAUAUAUAUAUCUACUAUCUGGUUAUUUUGAUCUUGGAGGAGAAUAAAUGAUCACGGGCUGCUUGGAAAGAAAGCAGAGAGUGUUCAGAGAGUGUUCAGUUUCUUGCUUUAUUUACUUUUGUGCGAGGAGAUGGUAGAAUGUGUUGUAGACUUGACCGUGACGUUGUUAAUCAAAAAGUGAUGUGGUUCUUUAUACAAAAGUGAGAAAUAAGCUCUUUAGUCCAUUUUAUGCAUCAAAAGUUCUUUUGGAUCU
Elaeis guineensis (African oil palm) is the source of this 1402-nucleotide messenger RNA. RefSeq lists its product as uncharacterized. The record is from RefSeq and is a predicted model, not a curated record. NCBI's taxonomy places the organism in Eukaryota, Viridiplantae, Streptophyta, Magnoliopsida, Arecales, Arecaceae.